AUGGCGAUUCCUGAAGAUGAGCUCUACCAAGCUCGCGGGGAUUCGGAUGCCCGCUUCGUGGACCAGUCACAUCUGACAUAUAUGAUUCCCUUUGAAACGGAUCUCAAUCUCGAGGAAGCUUUCAAGGAUGUCGAUCCCUCACCAUCCGUGUUAGACGAAACCGUCGACGUCCUCCUCAUACUAAGGACACCCUGGGCCGACGAGAAGACGCUGAGCGCAAACUUCUCUCGCCUCGUCAUCUCACUCGAAGCUCACGUCGUCAACACCGGCACCGUCGGUGACACCGAGAGCUCCAGCCCUCCUGGUCAAGAUGUCAUCUUCACCGGUACCGUGCAGGACCUGGACGACCCCUUCAUCAUCGUCGACGAGUCUGAUGCGAGCAGCGACGACAGCGACGAGGAGCAGCAGGAGCAGCAGCACGUGUACGCCAUCUGGAAGAUGCCCGUCUUUCUCGCCCGGCCCCGGUUAAGGCUACGCCGCCCUGUCGCCGUGUUCCAUGCGUCCGCCGCCCUUCAGCCGGUGGAUCAGACAGUGGGAGAGAUUGGUUACCUGCAGAGUGGUGUACCUUCCGGCCUGAAUCUCCUCGAGGCCUUUGGCAACGACCCGGCGGUCGAGGGCAUCAAGCCACGUCUCUCGGCCCUUCGCGUCUCACGAGUCGCGCCACUCACCGACCCCAAAGAGCUAGCGAGGUCUAUCAAGGCUCUGAAAGAGAUCAAGUUGGACAUAGCCCCAGCCGUCCACGCCCGUGUCAGGAUAGCGAGACCCACAGGCCAACCUCCCAACUCAGCCUUGACGGCCGUCCUCGAGAUCGACUUCAGCGGCACGACCCCAUGCGACAUCACCAUCGAUGGCAUCACUCCUCACCUCAAGGGCGGAACGGUCGAUGAUCUCAAUCACCUGGCCGGCGUGCAGCUUCUUCCAUUGACCUGCCUCCCUCAUGAUCACGUCACCUUUCUCUACUCCCUCCUCCCCUCUGACCUCGAGGACAUCGUGAAGAACCCCAUCCGCGACUUGGACAUCACCAUCAAGGCCACGGCCAACCUCGCACCGUCAUGCACCCCAAAACUGAGCCUGUCGUGGGUCACCCCCUCGAUUUCACCAUACCACUUUCCAUCGGCGGCAGCCAACCGAACCGAGACAACCAUCCCCGACCUCGGUAUCACCAUUACCUUUAGCGCUCCCGUCGAACCCAUCUACCCGGGCGAUGCCUUCUCGUGGACCAUCUAUAUCGUUAACCGCUCGUCAGACAAGACUCCACCACCGCCCCGCAAACUCGCCAUCCUCGCCUUGCCUAAGCGCCGGAGGGAUCACCACCCGGACUCCGGGCAGGUUGCCGAUGCCGUCCUAGACGACAACAUUGUCCAUGCGAUGCACAAGAAUUCCGUUGUCGAAGCAACUGAUGUUGUCUGCCUUAGCUCGGACGUCCGGGUUGGGCCUCUGGCGGCCGGUACUUGUCAUGUCGCCGAACUGAAGUUUAUGGCCCUUCGGGAGGGAGUGCUGGGCGUUGAGGCGGUUAGGGUCGUGGAUCUCGGCUCCCAGGAGCACGUCAUUGCCCCGAGUAAAGCAAACGCCGCCCCAAUGCUAGAAAUGCAGACGUAG
Molecule: messenger RNA, 1599 nt
Organism: Parascedosporium putredinis
Lineage: Eukaryota; Fungi; Ascomycota; Sordariomycetes; Microascales; Microascaceae
Source: the annotation of a GenBank genome assembly